AUGUGUAGCUGGCAAUCGGUGCGCGCCAACGUUAUUCGUGAUACGGUCUACAUAGACGGAGGAUAUCUCUGGUAUAAGCAAAUAUACUCGGACAAUUGUACAGGCGACGAGUCUGAUGGAAGUUUUGAUGGCUCCGUCUAUACUUUCAAUCUUUCGUCCUCCUUCAAUACUAGUUCCAAUUUCUCAGAUGUUCUCAGCCUGAUGUCUAUCGCUGGUGCUGGGAGCAAUAUAGAUCCAACUUUCAUUGAUGGCGUGAUGUUUGCCAACGAUGGCGAAUUCUACCUCUAUGGUGGCGCCGCCAUUCCUACCACCAAUGACGAGGACGCGUCUGAAGAUACGGUGCUUGGAUACGAAGCCUUCCAGUAUGAUGGGAUCACCAAGCAAGACUGGGAGCCCAGAUUCUGGAUCGAUGACCUUCCCGACAAUGUGACAACAUAUAUCACUAAUGGAGCUGGGGAAUCAGCUCCUAGCGAGAACCUGGGCUUCUAUUUUAGUGGAAUGCAUGUUCCGGGCUGGGGCGCCAUCUCAUAUCCACCUCUCAAAGCCAACACCACAGCAGACACAUUGAUUACGGUGAACAUGACGGUGAUGGAGUCUGAGAAAUGGGUAAAUGACACGCUUCCGAGCUAUAUUCAAGGUCGUGCGAAUGCCGAGCUUGUUUGGGUGCCAGUGUCCGAGUCUGGAGUCCUGGUGGCCAUCGGAGGUGUGGUUGAGCCUGCUGGAACAAUUGAAAGCCUGACCUCAACGCAGAAGGCGCUCAGCGAAGAAAUCAGCCCAACAUUCAUGGAGACGGUUUCUGUCUACGAUAUCGAUACCAAGACUUGGUACCUCCAGAACACGACGGGCGAUACACCACCCCAGUUGACCGAAUUUUGUUCUGUACUUGCGAGUGCAGAGGACGACUCCUCACACAACAUCUAUAUCUACGGGGGCUACAAUGGCCUCAAUGUCAAUGCAAAUCCAUCAGAUGAUGUGUAUAUCUUGUCCUUACCCUCUUUCACAUGGGUCAAAGCGUACAACGGGACAAACACACACGGCCGGAACGGACAUCGAUGUAUCGCGGUUUACCCAAACCAAAUGCUCGCUAUUGGAGGCUAUCGCAUUGAUACAACACAUUGUCUUGAGGGAGGUGUUAUUGUCAACUUCAAUCUAAACAACCUUAGCUUCCAGGAUGCCUAUGAUCCCUCGCAGUGGAGCGACUACAAAGUGCCGGACCUUUUGAUAGCUCAAAUAGGUGGAGACUCUUCAGGUGGUGCAACUACCACAGCUCCAUCCUCUUGGACCAAUUCCUCGCUCGAAGGUAUCUUGAAUACGAAAUACACCAAAACCAUCUCAACCUACUGGCCCUACAACACGACUUCCACCGAUAGCAGCACAACGACACAUCACAAAAAAUUCCCGACCUGGGCUGCAGCCGUGAUCGGCGUGCUUUGUGGCCUCCUCGUCAUUGGACUAAUACUACUCGCAUGGUUUUGUCUCAGACGUCGCCAGAAACGCCAGCUUGAAAGGCAAGAAGAAGUCCAUGAAACCGACGGUCGGGAGCGUCUUACAUCCAUGUACGGCGGUGGCCCAACAUCGCCUAUAGCAGGCCCAAGAUCUGCAUCUACAGGCCAGGAGACAUCUAUAGGAGUAGGCACAAUACAGGAAUCAAUCGACACAUCUGCAUCUCCAGGAACAGUGGAAUCAGGAGGAGGUGCUGUCCACGAGAUGCAAGACUCUUCGCCCGUCGAACUUCCCACAACAUUCAACGUUUCCGCUGCCAAUACCAAUAUCACCAGGGGGUCCUCAAUGACUAGUAUAGCACGGGGAUCCUCUCCUUCGCCUAUCUUACCUCAAACUCCCGAGUCGGAGAUUGGUUCGUUCAUGAUACCGAGCCACCACCGUAGUUUGUCAACCCGGUCGAUUGAUAAUGUGGUCACGGGCCGGAUGUCACAAUUUCAUGAAACCUUCGAUGGAUAUGGGCAGCACCAUGGGUCUGAAAUUUCCGAGGGGAGCUCGAAUGAGAGAGCUGUAAUUGGUGGCAGUGAGACUAUCCAUGAAUGA
Molecule: messenger RNA, 2043 nt
Organism: Penicillium pulvis
Lineage: Eukaryota; Fungi; Ascomycota; Eurotiomycetes; Eurotiales; Aspergillaceae
Exons: 7
Coding region: 1-2043 (680 amino acids)
Molecular function (GO): protein binding
Source: RefSeq, a predicted model, not a curated record